Molecule: messenger RNA, 2040 nt
Organism: Trichomycterus rosablanca
Lineage: Eukaryota; Metazoa; Chordata; Actinopteri; Siluriformes; Trichomycteridae
Gene: vmp1
Product: vacuole membrane protein 1
Exons: 12
Coding region: 78-1298 (406 amino acids)
Biological process (GO): Golgi organization; autophagy
Cellular component (GO): membrane; endomembrane system; endoplasmic reticulum
Source: RefSeq, a predicted model, not a curated record
GAUAAAUCAGCAGAUUGGGUUAAAGCUCAAGGAAGCUCCGGUGUUUGAAGCUAAAAGUGAGUGAGUGAGUGCGUGAGAUGGCUGAAAAUGCAGCGGAGUGUGAACUACCACAGAGGCGACUCGGACCUAAAGAGAACCGCAAUGGUAACUCGACAGAUGCAUCUGUUAGAGAAAGAAAGCAGAAAGAAAGAGAAGAGCGCCUCUCUCUGGUGUUGUGGAGAAAACCAAUCCAGACGCUGCACUAUUCAUUCCUAGAAACUCUCAUGACUGUAAAGGAGUGGACAUUGAAGCUGUGGCAGAGAAGAUACACAGUGUUUUUUGUCCUAGUGCUUUUUUCAGUCUUCUCAAUGGCCUACUCAGUAGAGGGAGCGCAUCAGAAGUAUGUACAGUACUUGGAGAUGAAGUUCCUGUGGUGUGCCUACUGGGUAGGCUUGGGGAUUUUAUCUUCAGUAGGACUUGGAACAGGUCUUCACACUUUCCUUCUUUACCUGGGUCCGCACAUAGCCUCGGUCACUCUGGCUGCAUAUGAAUGUGGCUCUGUAAACUUUCCCGAGCCACCGUACCCAAGUCAGAUCAUCUGUCCAGAGGAGGAGGUGCUUCAGGACAGCGUCUCCUUGUGGACCAUCAUGUCCAAGGUUCGCCUGGAAGCCUGCAUGUGGGGUGCUGGUACCGCUAUUGGAGAACUCCCUCCAUAUUUCAUGGCCCGUGCGGCUCGUCUUUCUGGAGCUGAACCGGAUGACGAAGACUACGAGGAAUUUGAAGAGAUGCUGGAACAGGCACAGAGUGCACAAGAUUUUGCAACAAGAGCAAAACUUGGUGUUCAGAACAUGGUUCAGAAAGUUGGAUUCCUUGGAAUCCUAGCAUGUGCUUCAAUUCCAAAUCCUCUGUUUGACCUGGCUGGCAUUACAUGUGGUCAUUUCUUGAUUCCAUUCUGGACCUUCUUUGGAGCAACAUUAAUUGGAAAGGCAGUCAUCAAGAUGCACAUUCAGAAACUGUUUGUUAUCAUAACGUUCAGCAAGCACAUAGUGGAGCAGAUGGUCUCUCUGAUCGGUGCCAUACCUGGGGUGGGAGCGUCCUUGGAGAAGCCUUUCCGGGAAUAUCUGGAGGCCCAGAGAGCCAAGCUUCAUCACCCAACUGGAGAUGGCACGCCUGCGGGUGAGAACUGGCUCUCCUGGGUCUUUGAGAAGGUGGUGCUAGUCAUGGUCUGCUAUUUUAUUCUAUCCAUCAUAAACUCCAUGGCACAGAGCUAUGCCAAGCGCCUGCAGCAGAUUCAGCACUCAAAAGAGAAAACCAAGUAAUGAACUCAUUCGAAAUCAUCUCGGACUCCCGUUCUGGAGGCCAAGGAAUAAUUACUGGCUGAAUGGGCACUAUGAACGUGCACUUCUGUAUGUUCUAUCAUGUAGAAUCCACUUUUUCCACUCGUCUGUAGCGUUUGACUUUUAAAUUGAGAUGUCCCAACUUGUGAUUUUACCUCUGUAGAGUUGAAGCAGUCUGAUAGAGACUGGACGGUAAUACUUGUUGCGAUGCCUUAUGCAACAUUGCAGGGUCAUGCUUCCAUUGAAGUGAAUGCAUUUGUAAUCAUAUAACAUAAUUUAUUUACUGGAUUAACCGUGUGAAUGAGCAGGGGUCGUUUUUGUAAGACUGGGGAUGCAAUUGGGUUUUUCAGGGACAGUUUUUUUUUUUUCUUUUUUCUUUUUUUUGAACAAUCUAAUGGCAUGUCAUUCAUUUGUUAUACAAAGAGCAAUAUCAAAAGAUCAGUGGAUUCUUAUUAGGCCGCACAUUGUGUAAAUAAUAUUUUAAGAUACAUGUGCGUAGAUUUAUUCAAAUAUUCAAAAAUAAUCUUCUACCAACAUGUGACAAAACUGACACUAUUAAUCCUGGUAAACUUUAGAACUAGCCCUGCCUCGUAGACUGUGUAGAUGUUUAUAAGCUGCCUUGAUUGUUUUUUUCUGUCUUAAGUUUGUACUAAGUGUAGCUAAUCGUAGGUCUUUCAUGGACCUUGUUGACUUAUGUUGGACAUUAAAAUGAACUAAUGCAUCA